Messenger RNA from Erinaceus europaeus (western European hedgehog), 5501 nucleotides. RefSeq names its product protein phosphatase with EF-hand domain 2 (gene PPEF2). Lineage: Eukaryota; Metazoa; Chordata; Mammalia; Eulipotyphla; Erinaceidae. The record is from RefSeq and is a predicted model, not a curated record. Gene Ontology annotation, molecular function: calcium ion binding; manganese ion binding; protein serine/threonine phosphatase activity. Bases 2544 to 4811 code for a protein of 755 amino acids. Gene Ontology annotation, biological process: detection of stimulus involved in sensory perception; negative regulation of MAPK cascade. Gene Ontology annotation, cellular component: cytosol; nucleus. The transcript is spliced from 17 exons.
CUUCUCUGGUUAGAUGAGAAAGAAUCAGUAAAGAAACUGGAAAAUGUGGCUCCUACAAUAUACAUAUUUAAAAAUUGAGGUUAAAUUAUAUCCAUACAUAUAUAUUUAUGUACACACACAAACACAUAUAUAUUUCAGCACAAUGUCUUUUUCUCCACACAACAAAUAUAUAAGCACCCUCUUUUGUUUCUUUUUAUGUCUUUUAAAAAUAUUUUUUAAUUUAUUUUAUUUGGAUGAGAGAGAAGGAGGAGAUAGAGAGUAAAACAGACAUACCUGCAGCAGUGUUUCACUACUCAUGAAACACUCUCCCCUCUCCCCACCCCGUACAGCUAGGAACCAGGGGCUUGACUGGUCCUUGUACACUGUAAUAUGUGCACUCAACCAGGUGUGCUACCACCUAGCCUCUAUAAGCACCAUUUUAAGAUAAAAGAUUUUUAUUUACCUUAUUUUAUUUUAUUUUGCCCCCAGGGUUAUCGCUAGGGCUCGAUGCCUGCACUAUGAUGAAUCCACUGCUCCUGGAGGCCAUUUUUUUCUGGUUUUGUUGCCCUUGUUGUCAUUAUUGUUAUUGGUGUUGUCAUUGUUGGAUAGGACAGAGAGAAAUCGAGAGGAGGGGAAGCCAGAGAGGGGGAGAGAAAGAUAGAGACCUGCAGACCUGCUUUACCUCUUAUGAAGUGACCACCCUGCAGGUGGGGAGCCGGGGCUCGAACCAGGAUUCUUAUGCUGGUCCUUGUGUUUGGUGCACUUAGCCCGCUGCACUACUGCCCGGCCCCCUUUAUUUACCUUUUUAAAAAAUGACUGGGAGUCGGGCUGUAGUGCAGCGGGCUAAGCGCAGGUGGCGCAAAGCAUAAGGACUGGCAUAAGGAUCCCGGUUCGAACCCCGACUCCCCACCUGCAGGGGAGUCGCUUCACAGGCGGUGAAGCAGGUCUGCAGGUGUCUGUCUUUCUCUCCUCCUCUCUGUCUUCCCCUCCCUCUCUCCAUUUCUCUCUGUCCUAUCCAACAACGACAACAAUAAUAAUAACUACAAAAAAAAAAAAAAAGGGCAACAAAAGGGAAUAAAUAAAUAAAAUAAAAAUUAAAAAAUGACUACAGGGGCUGGGCAGUGGUACACCCAAUUGAAUAUACAUAUUACCAAGCUCAUGGACCUGGGUUCAAGCCCCCCUUGAGGGUGGACAAUUCAUGAGUAGUGAAGCAGGUUGCAAGUGUCUAUCUUUCUCUCCCUUCCUUUCCCCUACUCCUCUCAACUUAUCUCUAUUCUAUUAAAUGAAAUAUGAAAAAAGAAAAAAAAAAGAAAGAAAUGAUUGCUGGGAGUGGCAGAUUCAUACUUUUCGGGCACUGAGCCUCGGCAAUAACCCUGGUGGAUAUAAAUAAUAAUAAUUAUAUAAUAAUAAUAAUAAUAAUAAGAUGGCUGCACUGUAUUCUCUUGUAUAUAUGUGCUAAAACUUAUCUAGCCAUUCUAUAAUUAAUGACUUUUUAAGUUGUUUUCAAUUUUUUUAUCACAAGCAGUAUGCCAGUAAAACUAUAUACAUUUUGUGUGAGUACAUAAUAUCUAAAAAUGGAAAUUCUUAACUAAAUAGUUUACACAUUACAUGUUUGUAAUUUAUUGCAUGAAACACACAAAAUAACAAUAAAAUGUAAUUCUAUUUAAUUGCAACAUUUACAUUUCCACCAAUAGUCGAUGGAGACAACCCUUUUUCACAUAUUCUCAGUAAUAUAGGAUUUAAUCAGUAUUUUAACUCCUAGUUGAUUUGGGAAGAAAAUAUUAGCAAAAAAAAAAAAGGUGGGGGAAAUGGCUGCUUGAAGUGGUAGACUCAUAGUACAGGCACAAAACCCCUGGUGGCAAUUAAAAAAAUAAAGAAAAAUAAAUCUUUAAGACACUUCAAAUAUGUGUGUAGAGCAGGAAGAAUGAAUAAGGAUGAAGAGGAUCUAAAUAACAUGAUUAGUUCAUUGUAGGAGUAAACAAGAAAGGGCAGGAUAUCUGUGGAGUUUUUCAAGCAGAAAAAACAAAAACAAAAUUUUUUUAAAAAGUGACUCCAGCAAGAACUCUGGAGCCCCCAACCCCCCUAUGUUGUCAACACUCUUCUAUUUCUGGGUUAAGGAGCUCAAGCUUCUCAGAAAUGGCAUGAGAAACAGCUUCCUAAUCCAGGAAAGUAAGAAGGCUUACAACUGGGAUGGGCAGAGUGAGUGAGAAACUAUCUCUGUAGCAGUUGGAUCUGGCUGUGACACCCCAGCUGUGCCAUCUCCCCUUCGAAACUCCUUGAAGGUUAAUCUCACUGAGGUCAAGGGGUGCCUGAUUUGUAAGGCAGUGAACCCUAAGACUUGGCAGGUGUUGUGGAUGUUGUCUCUGCUUUCCCUCCCUGGGAAGGAAUGCCAGAGGGGUCCACAUUUACUGGACUCUUAGGCCUGGGAGAAAUCACAGCAGCCCACACCUUCACUCAGUCAACUCUGAAGACAGGUUGAGGAUUGUCCCUGUGUGCUAGAGAGGCUCUGCCUUCUUGUGCUUCACAACAAAAAGCAUCAAAGGAGAAACAUUGCAUUCAACGUGAUGGGCAGUGGCACCUCAGCCCAACAUCGUUUUGGUUUCCAGAAUGCAGAGAAUGCCUUCAAAGCAGCUGCCCUGAUUCAGAGAUGGUACCGGCGCUACAUGGCUCGCCUGGAGAUGAGGAGGCGUUGCACCUGGAGCAUCUUCCAGUCUAUAGAGUACUCCGGGCAGCAAGACCAGGUCAAGCUCCACGACUUCUUCAGCUAUCUUGUGGAUCACUUCACCCCCAGCAACGACAACGAGAGGGUCUUCCUGAAUCACAUGCUCGCUGAGGGGAGAUCUCCCCUGGACUUUGAGAUGGAGAAAUGCCAUGAUUAUGAGUCCAUUGAAGUACUGGACAGCUACAGAGGGCCACACCUCUCCUUCCCACUCCUUGCAGACCAUGCAACUGCCCUCGUGGAGGCUUUCAGACUGAAACAAAAGCUCCAUGCUCGUUAUGUCUUGAAUCUUUUGCAUGAGACCAGGAAACACCUGAUACAACUGCCAAACAUCAACAGGGUCUCUACCUGCUACAGUGAAGAGAUCACAGUGUGUGGAGAUUUACAUGGCCAGCUGGAUGACUUAAUAUUUAUAUUUUAUAAGAACGGCCUCCCAUGUCCAGAGCGAACCUACGUGUUCAAUGGUGACUUCGUGGAUCGAGGCCAGGAUUCAGUAGAGAUUCUGAUGGUUCUUUUUGCCUUCAUGUUGGUUUAUCCCAAAGAAUUCCAUCUUAACCGAGGAAAUCAUGAGGACCAUAUGGUGAACUUACGAUAUGGCUUCACCAAGGAAGUGAUGCAGAAAUAUAAGACACAUGGCAAGACAAUACUAAAACGACUGCAAGAUGUUUUUUGUUGGCUCCCACUAGCCACUCUGAUUGAUGAGAAAGUCCUGAUUCUUCAUGGUGGAGUGUCAGACAUGACUGACCUGGAGCUCUUAGCUAAACUUGAUAGACACAAGAUUGUUUCCACCAUGCGGUGCAAAACAAGAGAGAAGCAGGACAAAGUGGCAGAGAAGGGAAAAGCAGAGCAGGAAAGGACAAGCUCUGCAAGGAGACCCUGCCCAUGGCUUCUUCCCCAAAGCAGUUCUCUCCUCUCAUGGACUCCUGGGCCCAGCUCCCCCAGGACAUACAGAGCAGGCCGCUCUUCCAGCACCCCUUGUGCGCUGCCUCCUGAGGGUAAAAAGCUCUCCCCUCAGGCGCAGGCUCAGCGCUCCCUGGACCUGGAGCUGCCGAGGUGGCAGCUAGCUGACUACCCGGUGGCCCUGGGAAAGCAAGAGUUCCUGCCCCUCCCCUCAGAGGCAGACUGGGAAGCUGGGGGACUACUGGCGCCCACUCUAGAGGAGUGGAAGCAGGUUGUGGAUAUACUGUGGAGUGACCCCAUGACACAGGAGGGAUGCAAGGCCAACACAGUCCGAGGGGCAGGCUGUUAUUUUGGGCCUAAUGUGACAGAGAAGUUGCUACAGAAAUACAACCUGCAGUUCCUGAUACGUUCUCAUGAGUGCAAACCCGAAGGCUAUGAAUUCUGCCACAGCCGUAAGGUUCUAACCAUCUUUUCUGCCUCCAACUAUUAUGAAGUUGGCAGUAACAAAGGGGCCUAUGUCAAACUGGGGCCAGCCCUGAGCCCACAUAUCGUGCAGUAUCAAGCCAACAAGACAACCCACAUGCUAACCAUGAGGCAAAGGAUUAGCAGAGUAGAAGAAUCAGCUCUGAGAGCCCUUCGGGAAAUGUUAUUUGCUCAUUCCUCAGAUCUUCUCACUGAAUUUAAGAAGCGUGAUGUAGAUACAACUGGUUUGAUCACGCUGAGUGACUGGGUAGCAGCCAUGGAGUCUGUAUUGCAGCUUGGGUUGCCUUGGCGGAUGCUGAGGCCACAACUGGUGAGCAGCUCCACAGAUAACAUGUUGGAGUACAAGUCCUGGCUGGAAGACUUAGCCAAAGAACAACUGAGUCGUGAGAACAUACAAUCAAGUUUGCUGGAAGCACUGUAUCGGAACCGAUCCAAUCUGGAGACCAUUUUCAGGAUUAUAGACAGUGAUCAUUCAGGGUUCAUCUCGCUGGAUGAGUUCAGGCAGACCUGGAAGCUGUUCAGCUCACACAUGAACAUUGACAUCUCAGAGGAUGGCAUCUGUGAUCUGGCCCGCAGCAUUGACUUCAACAAGGAUGGUCACAUAGACAUCAAUGAAUUCUUGGAGGCCUUCCGCCUUGUGGAGCAGUCCUGCGCAGAGGGCGAGCCCUCCCAUUCCCCAUCUAUUUCAAAUGCUACUGACAUUGCAAGUAGUACUUUAGAUGCCCACUAAGACUAGCCUGCUCUCCAUCAUUCAGGGUGCCUCACAAUGUGAGUAUUUUAUUAUUUUUUUAAAUUAUGGCCCAGUUAAGAAUCAGGCAUGGCUCAAUUCUUUCAUUGUUUUCAUUUUAUAUCUUUUUAAAAAUAUUUAUUUAUUUAUUCCCUUUUGUUGCCCUUGUUGUUUUAUUAUUAUAGUUGUUGUUGAUGUCAUAAUUGUUGGAUAGGACAGAGAAAUGGAGAGAGGAGGGGAAGACAGAGAGGGGGAGAGAAAGACAGACACCUGCAGACCUGCUUCACUGCCUGUGUUCAGGUGGGGAGCUGGGGGCUCGAUCUGGGAUCCUUACUCUGGUCCUUGUGCUUGGCGCCACCUGCGCUUAACCCUCUGUGCUGCCGCCUGACUCCCUCAUUUUAUAUCUUUUUUAACUUAGAAAAUUAACUGGAGAUCUGACAAACAAUUCCUAAAAGUUUGACUUUGCCAGAAAACUGCAUGUACAUUGGUAGUUCAGAGAAAUCCCCCCCCCCUUUUUUUUUCCCAGAGCAUAAUUCAGCUCUGGCUUAAGGUGGUGCGGGGAAUUGAAGCUGGGACUUUGGAACUUCACUCAUAAGAGUCUCUUGCAUAACCGUUAUCUCUGUGACUCGAGAAACCUUCUUUACCAGUUAGUAUAGUGAAUUAAUAGGGAGAUUGGCUUCCAAGGAGUUUUAA